GCGUCCGUGCUCUGGGUUGAGGCGGCUGGGGCCGAGUUGGGGGGUGGGAGGCGCGGCGCUAUGGCCGAGGGCAGCGGGGAAGUAGUCGCCGUGCCCGCGACCGGGGCUGUCAACGGCCUCAACAAUGGGGCCGGCGGGACCUCGCCGCAGACUAACAACCCGCUAUCGCGGAAGCUGCGUAAGAUCCUGGACACACGGCUGGACAACGACAAGGAGAUGUUGGAAGCUCUCAAGGCACUCUCAACCUUUUUUGUUGAAAAUAGUUUGCGCACUCGAAGAAAUUUACGUGGAGAUAUUGAACGCAGAAGUUUAGCCAUCAAUGAAGAGUUUGUAAGCAUUUUCAAGGGAGUGAAGGAAGAACUUGAAAGCAUACAUGAAGAUGUUCAGGCAAUGAGCAGCUGUUGUCAAGAUAUGACAUGUCGCCUACAGGCAGCAAAGGAACAGACUCAAGAUUUAAUAACAAAAACCACUAAGCUUCAAGCUGAAAGUCAAACAUUAGAAAUAAGAGCACAAGUUGCAGAUGCCUUCUUAUCCAAGUUCCAGCUGUCUUCUGAUGAAAUGAGUCUUCUCCGAGGUACAAGAGAAGGACCUAUCACUGAGGAUUUUUUCAAGGCAUUGGGAAGAGUAAAACAGAUUCAUAAUGAUGUCAAAGUUCUCUUGCGUACAAACCAACAAACAGCAGGUUUAGAAAUUAUGGAACAGAUGGCCUUGCUCCAAGAAACAUCUUAUGAAAGACUUUACCGGUGGGCUCAGAGUGAAUGCAGAACAUUGACACAAGAAUCAUGUGACAUAUCUCCAGUACUGACUCAGGCAAUGGAAGCCCUGCAGGAUAGACCUGUCUUAUAUAAGUAUACCUUAGAUGAGUUUGGAACAGCCAGAAGAAGUACAGUUGUUCGUGGAUUUAUCGAUGCUCUUACAAGAGGGGGCCCAGGAGGUACACCUAGACCCAUUGAAAUGCACUCCCAUGACCCUUUGAGAUAUGUAGGCGAUAUGUUGGCUUGGCUCCAUCAGGCCACUGCUUCUGAAAAGGAACACCUUGAAGCUCUCUUAAAGCAUGUAACUACACAAGGUGUUGAAGAAAAUAUUCAAGAAGUUGUUGGACAUAUUACUGAGGGUGUGUGCAGGCCUCUAAAGGUUCGAAUUGAACAAGUAAUAGUUGCUGAACCUGGGGCAGUUUUAUUAUAUAAAAUUUCUAACCUCCUCAAAUUUUAUCACCAUACAAUCAGUGGCAUUGUUGGAAAUAGUGCAACUACAUUGUUGACUACCAUUGAAGAAAUGCAUUUGCUGAGCAAAAAAAUAUUCUUCAGUAGCUUGAGUCUUCAUGCCAGCAAAUUAAUGGACAAGGUUGAACUCCCACCACCUGAUCUUGGACCAAGUUCUGCAUUAAAUCAGACACUCAUGUUGUUGCGUGAAGUUUUGGCAUCUCAUGAUUCUUCAGUUGUACCAUUAGAUGCCCGUCAAGCCGAUUUUGUGCAGGUUUUAUCAUGUGUCUUGGAUCCUCUUCUCCAGAUGUGCACUGUAUCAGCCAGCAAUUUAGGCACGGCUGACAUGGCUACCUUCAUGGUCAAUUCACUAUAUAUGAUGAAGACAACAUUAGCUCUGUUUGAAUUCACUGACAGACGUCUGGAAAUGCUACAGUUCCAGAUUGAAGCACAUUUGGACACACUUAUAAAUGAGCAAGCUUCUUAUGUUUUAACUAGAGCAGGCGUGAGUUAUAUCUAUAACACCAUACAGCAACAUAAACCCGAACAGGGCCCUUUAGCUAAUUUUCCCAACCUAGAUUCUGUGGCACUGAAGGCUGCAAUGGUUCAGUUUGAUCGCUAUCUGUCAGCCCCAGACAACCUGUUAAUGCCACAGCUGAACUUUCUUCUAAGUGCCACAGUGAAUUUGACUGCCUUUCAAAGGAGAUUUUGACUGAGCACUUCAUCCUUGGAAUAAACUAUUGAAUACAUUUAGGUAGCCAGAAAGUGAGGUUGUAUAGAUAAUGGAGAAAAGAAUAGAAAAUUAAAAUAUCCUUAAAGAAUUCUUCCUUCCUUGUGAUGAAUUAGAAGGGCGUUUUUCUUUUUUCAACUCCAGACUCCAACAUUUACCUUUUAAUAGUAUAAAAAUAGAGGUUGGACUACAGAAACCACAAUUAUGCAUAUUUAUAAAACAUUCUCAGUGUCUUUUCUUACUGAGUCAGAAUUGUUUAUAUGAGUAAUUUAAGAAAUAAAGAGAGUAUAGAUACUUCCUAAAGUGAGCAUGUAGAAAAGUGGGUAUGAUUUGAGGAUUCUUCUAUUCAGGAAUCUUCCUCUAUUAUAUAUGCUAGAAACAAAGCAGGUAUCUUUAAAAAGAAUUAAUUUGGUUUUUUAAAAGAGGUAAAUGAAAUAAUUUUCUUCUCUUUAACUGCCUCCUUUUAAGCCACCUGUCUUUAACUAUCAGGAAUACCUGUGUAAACAAAAAUAAUGCAGGUUUGGGAGUGGGGGUGGGGUGAGCCUACCAGAGGAAUAACGACUAAUGGAAACAGGCUUUAGAGACCUUGGAAAGUCUAAGCCUCAAAAGUAAGGCUAGUCUGUUCUACAGUAAAGGCUACUUUUGACUCACACUAAUAAAGCUUAAAAACAAACCUCUAGAAGAUCAUGUGGAUCUUUACUAAAUUAACUGCCUUCCAGAACAAAACUUAGCACUCGUAAGUAUGACAGAAUGCAGACAAUCAACAGUGUAGCAUUUAUAAUGCUGAGCAUGCAAUAAAAGAAACACUUAGGUUUUAAGCAGUAGGAAAAUAUGAACCAAAACUAGAAGCAAAAUCUGUCAACAGAAACAGACUUACUGACAGAGUUUACAGAAUUAGCAGAUAACGUUUUUAAAACAGCCAUUUAAGUGUGUUCAAGGACUUCAAGGAAAAUUAUAUUGAGAGGAAAAGUUAGGAAUUUUACAAAAUCGGAAUUCUAGGCCUGAAAAGUGCAGUAUCUAAAAUGAAAAACUCACUGGAUAGGCUUAACUGCCAGUUGGACAUUCUAGAGGGAAAGAUAAGUCAGCUUGAAAAAAGGACAAUAGAAAUUGUCCAAACGGAAGCACAGAUAGGAAAAAAUUAAAAGCUGGAAAAAAGAUGAAGAGAGUCUAGGUGAAUUGUGAGAUAAUAAUAAGCAUUCUAAUACAGGUGUAAGUGAAGUGUCAUAGUGAGAUUGAGGCAUAAAAAAUUUGAAGGCAUAAAAUAAUUUUUUUCAAAUGUGAUAGAAAACAUGAACCCACAGACUGAAGAAGCUAAAUAAAUCACAACAAGGAAAGCUGUACCAAGGUACACCAUAAAUUAAAUUACUGAAAACCAGUGAUAAAGAGAAAAAAACUUAAAAAGCAGCCAGAGGGAAAAAAGAUGUAUUAUAUGUGGGGAACAAUGAUAAGUAUACUACUGACUUCUUGUUAGAAACAGUUCAAACCAGAAAACAAUAGAAUAGCAUCUUUAAAAAGGUGGAUGAUAAAACACUUUCAACUUUGUGUAUUCAUCAGAAGUAUUUUUCAAACUGAAAGUGAAAUAAACACAUUUUGAGAUAAGAUAAACAAAAGUAGAGAGGAUUUAUCAUCAGUAUACUGCAAGAAAUGAUAAAGGAAGUUCUUCAGGCUGAAGGAAAAUGUUACCAGAAGAAAACUCCUAUUUACACAGAGGAAUGACAAGUGCAGGAAAUGCUAAAUAUAAAAGAUAGUAGACCGUUUGAAAUAAAAAUAAUAACUGAAUUCUGGAGUUCUUAACACAGAGAAAGUUUAUGACUACAAAAGCACAAAAGAUGGAGUGGGAGGGAAGUAGUAGUAUAUACUGUUGUGAUGUAAGUUUACUCAUGAAGUGUAUAAUAUUGUUUGAAGGUAGAUCGUAAACCUUACAGCAAGCACUAAAGUAAGUAUUAUCUAACAUGCCAACAGAUAAGAUAGAAUGUUAAAAAAACUGUUAUAUCAAAAGAAGGCUGAAAAGGAGAAAAAAAGAACAGAUGGGACAAAUAUAAAACAAGUAACAUGGUGAUAGACUUAAAUUCAUCCUUAUAAGUAACUAUAUUAAAUGUAAAAGAACUACACACUCCAGUUAAAAAGCAGAGGUAUUAGAUUGGGUGAAAAAGCAUGGCCCAACUGUCUGCUGUCUAUAAGAAGUCCACUUCAAAUAUAAGGACACAGUUUAAAAAUAUGGUAUAAGAUAUACCAUGCAAAUAAAAAUUAUAAUAAAGUUGAAGUAGCUAUAUUCUGAUAUUAAUAUCAGAAAAAUUAGACUGAUGGACAGAUAAUACCAAAGAUAAAGAGGGAUAUUUCACAAUAAUAGGAUCAAUUCAUGAAGAAGAUAUAAUAGUAAAUAUGGGCAACUCGUAGCAGAGCUUCAUAAAACAUGAAGUUUAAGUUUAUAGAAUUGAGGAAGAAUAGAUAAAUUGACAUUUAUUUUGAUAUUUCAACCCUCCUUUCUCAAUAAUUGAUAGGAAAAUUAGAAAACUAGCUCAGUGUAAAAGAACUGAACAAUGUCACUAAUCAGCUCAACCCAAUAGAAAGAGAAUACCACACACAACUCUGGAAAAUAACAUUCUUUUAAAGUGCAUGUAGAACAUUCACCAAGCUAAUGUAAAAAUGAACAAAAAGAAAAUAAGAAAGCCCCUAGUGAGUAUUCCCAUCUAUGAACAUGGUAUGCCUGUUUAUCCAGAUCUUCUUUCAGAAUUUUCAAUAAAGAUUUACAGUUUCUUCAUAUAAUUUUCCAUGUAUGUUAUUGGGUUUAUUCUUAGGAAACAAUUCUGUGGCUUUUAUAAGAUCUUUUAUUUUCCAUUACAUGUUCUGAUUAGAUAUUGCUGAUGUACAGGGAAAGUACUAAAUUUUAUGUUAAUUUUGAAUCUGGCCAGUUAACUAAACUCUUAGUUCUAUUAGUUUAUCAAUUGUUUGCCUUGAUUUUUUGUUUUUGGUACAGACAUCUUAAGUUAAUGAGUUUCAUUAAUGUUUUUCAGUUUUAUGACUAAACUCAUUAUAUUGGCUAGGUGCUCCAAAGUAAACAGUAGAUGUAAUGGUGAGUGUGCGUAUUUUAUUUUGAACUUUAAUGUUUCUGAUGUUUCAUCAUCAAGUGUGAUGUUUGCUGUAGAUUUCCAGUGUUCCAACAUGGACACAUGGUAUUCAUCUCUAACUGGGUAUGUAGUGUAGUAAUCUGUAAAUUCAGCAUAACUCCAGUCAGAAUUGCCGUGGAACCAUUUUAUUAAACAUUUAUCUAGAAAGAAAUAUAUGAGAGGAGACUCUGGUCACUUUUGACCAUCUCCACAGUUGCCACUCUGGUCAAAGGUAGUAUCAUCUGUGCCUGGAUUAUCAUGUUAGCCUUGGAUCUAUUCUGUUUUCGCCCUUGCUCUCUCUAUCAUUGCCACACCAACCUCUACAAUCUAAUCUUAGCAUCUCAACUAGAGUGAUCCUUGAAAGGGUCGCCUUCACUUAACCCUCCAUUUUACAGAAGAGGACAUUUUUAGAAAGGUUAAAUAAUUGAAACAAGGUGAAACAAUUAGCAAGAAGCAGAGCCAAGAUUCAAAUCCAGUAUUCCAGAGCCUAUUCUCUUUAACACUAGCUUGUACAGUAUUUUUAUUAACUCCUUCUAUGUUGAGAUUACAUUGUUUUAUUAUUUUUAGAGGAAGCUCAGAAAUGUUAGGCAUGUGUGAUAGAUAAGGCUUAUGUGAGAUAUGUGCCUUGGUCUCGUCUAAAAUAUGCUUUAAUUUUACUGUGAAUGACAGAAAGCUGACCCACUAUGGCAUCUUUGGUGUUUAUAUUGUGAUAAAGAGAAAUCAAAAAUAUGCAUUUUUAAACCAGUCUAUUAUAUUUUUUUCUUAGUUUUUCAGGUUUAAACUGUUAACACCUUCUUUUCUCCUAUGGCUUGUUUGAUUGCACUCUUUAACUGUGGCGCUGUAAUAAAGCUCAAUUUUAGUGAUCACAGAACCUGAAUGUUGAAAUAAGUUAUUUUUAGAAGUGCUGGGUUUAUGGUAAUGAUGAAAGUUGUAUUACGUUGUUAUGGCAACCAAAAUCCUAAAGUACUGAUUAAUGACAAGCUCACUGAUUCUGGAAGUAAGCAGUUCAUUUCUUAUCACAGCUCAGUACUUUAAAUAAUUAUUUAAAAUAUACAUAAUUUCAAUGAACAUAUUUUAAAAUGUGAAUGGUAUCUCCAUUUAGUUAUACAAUUAUCUUUGUUAGUGUUUUUGAAAUUUAUAAUACCGUAUUUUUAUGGCAUUAUGACAUUUAUAACUGGACAAGUUAAAUUUCUUAAGGUAUGGAAUACCCAUGCAUAAGUAACUAAAAUAUGUUGCCUUUAUGUGAAAUUAUGUAACAAACUCAUCUUCUCCUCAUUUAUUUCUUCUUCUUUUUUCUCAUAGCACAUUAGCUAUAUCUUUGAUAUAUACUGGUAUAGCAAACUAUAUGGGAAAAAAAAAACUGUACUUUGCAAAAGUAAGAAAGACUUUCCAAAACAUGAAAAUAAAGCAUAUAGGGUCUGGGAG
Molecule: messenger RNA, 6464 nt
Organism: Balaenoptera musculus (blue whale)
Lineage: Eukaryota; Metazoa; Chordata; Mammalia; Artiodactyla; Balaenopteridae
Gene: COG6
Product: component of oligomeric golgi complex 6
Exons: 19
Coding region: 61-1914 (617 amino acids)
Biological process (GO): intra-Golgi vesicle-mediated transport
Cellular component (GO): COG complex
Source: RefSeq, a predicted model, not a curated record